UGUGUGUGUUUUGUGGAAGCUGCAACGAUGAAGGAGCAACCCGGCCGUAAGGCUGGCAUGCUGAUGGACAAAUCCGUGUUUGGGUACUUUAAGCAUUUCAUCAACGAAGACGAUGGUAUCCGGGUGAAUGGUGCCUGCAGCUUGAUCGAGUUCCUAACAAAGGGAAAAUCGCACACGGCCCAGCAGAAUGGCUCCGGUGAUGUGGCUGAAGAAAUGUCCGCACCUAAGUCGGCCGAAACUGCCUAUGCACUAAAGCGUCUAGUUCGUGGCGUUGGUUCCACGCUAAAUGCCUCCCGAAUUGGUUUCUUCACUGCACUGGUAGGGCUACUGGAGCAGCUAAAGUGUAAAGAGCUGGAAUGUCCCGCCGUCACGGAACUGUUGGGAUUGAUCAAAACGGAGUUAACCGAUUCAGAGCGUGGCGAUAAGGAGGAUAAAAAGGAAAAAGUAAAUCUCGAACUACGCAUUGGCAAAAUUCUCGUCUGUGGAGCUAUCAUCAAAUCCGGCCUGAUCGACAGCGCAACCGAACAGGAAUUGCAAUCAGUACUGAAAACUAUGAAGAAAAACAUGCACGAAAUGCUCACACCAUUGGUGUAUGCAUUUCUGAACGAGCUCACCAAUCGACUGGAUGCAGCGAAAUUCUCCAAAGUGUUUUGGCCCGUGUUUGAGGAGGUGCUAAACGUGCCGAAGGAAAAUCACACGAUCGAUUCGGUGUUCUUCCUACUGCAGCUAUCGAUUGGACCGCACAAGAAGCUUAUCAAUAGCAAAUACUUCGAGCGCAACUUUGGCGUUCCGAAUCUGCUGCACGAGGAUAACUUUGCCUUUUUGGCCAAGUUGCUUUUCGGUGUUGGCUCCACGAUGGGUAUUAAUCAUCCGUUCUACGAGUGUUUGCUAGAGCAGUUGAGCAAGAAGAACGCGAUGGUACCGUUCUGGCGUGACACUAUUGUGCCGGUAUUGGAGCAGGAAACGGACGAUAAACCGAAGCAUCGCAAUUUAAUUGUACUUCGCAUGGCGAUUUCCGUUCUGGGUCGUAUGGAAGAUUACGCACUCGUUCCGGAAGUUUUACACCCAACGUUUGUAAAGUUUCUGGUAAACGACCUUAAAAAUCGCUCCAAGUACAGUGAAGACGUGCGCAACCUGUACCAGGAAGUGUGUACCACACUGCUCGGCUGUUAUCCCAAAAUGCAGGACGAAAGUGCCCGUCUGGCCACGUUCCGUCGGUUGAUGAAUGCGCCGGGCAGUAUACUGAUCGACAAGUAUGCCAAUUGUAAGCUACUGCAGAACCUGCUCGUUUCACUGUCCGCUCCAAGUUUGCAGUCGAUUGCGGCCGAACUGCAGACAUUCAUCCUGGACGAAUCGACGGGAACCAAUGCUGAACGAUCGUAUGCAGCGCAGGUACUGCAGCGAAUACUUUCCAUGCGCCAGCUCGCAUCAGCUGCCGAUUCUAGCGACGGCAAACAAGAGGAAAUGGAGAAAUGGCAUCAAGAAAUGGUACAGUUUUUCCUUACCCUCGGCGUAUUCUACACCAAGGAUGGAGUGAAAGUGCUGAAAGGCACUAAAUCGGAUAAAGCCAUCUCGUCCGAACUGGCUACAAUGAUGCGCGGGAUGUUUUUCCAUUCACUCGAACAUCGGCAUGCAAAGUUAGCGAACGAGCGUGCCUUUUUACUGUCGAUUGUGCGCCAUGUCGAUGAGCUGCUGCGUACCAAUGGUGUCAAGUCGCUGCGAAGUCCGCUGACCGACGAACAGCUCAACUGUUGGCACAAGAUGUUUGCCACGGUUGCCAGCGAUUCACCAAACAAGAAGCAAAGCAAGAAACAAACCCGUGGCGAGGAAACGACACAGUGCGAUACGGUAUUUCACAUCCUGUUAAUGCACAUGGGGCUACAUUUGUUCAGCGAUCCGGAAGUGGCCAGCAGCUCGAUCAUGGAGCUUGAGUGUGUCAUGAAACGCAUCGAAGAGAAGGCAAAGCUACGUCGACAAAGUACCAGCAAUGGUGGAAUGACUAACGGCAAAAACAAAAAGAAAUCGUCUAGCGAGCUUGAGUACGAACUGGAACCGGCCGAACCGGAAUGGAUCGAGGUGGUGGUGGAUCUUUUUCUGAAUUUGCUUUCCCAAAAUUCGCACCUACUGCGCAAAGUAAUCGGCCAUCUGUUUCCGCAUCUUUCGGGUGAAAUAACACUGCCAGCACUGAAUCAGAUCCUGUCGGUUAUUAACCUGAAGGACAAAUCGAAUCCACUCGCAAUGAACGGUGAGGACGAGGAGGAGGAAGAGGAGGACGAGGAGAAUGGAAGUGAAGCGGAGGAAGAAGUGGACGAAGAUGGAAAGGAUUCGGCAGCGGACGAGAGUGGUGUGGAAAGUGAUGACGAUCCGAACGAGGAAAAUGACGAUGACGACGAGGAAGAGGAGGACGAUGACGAUGAGGAUAUAAUGGGAGACGAGGAGGAGGAAGAGAACAUUUCCGAUACGAUGCGCCAAACGAUACAGGCGGCACUGGGCGGUGCAAAUCCGGAAACUGACACAGAAUCGGUCGAUUUGGACGACCUCGAUGAGGAGCAGGGUCGUAAGCUGGAUGUGGCACUUUCCGCUGCCUUCCGGGCGUUCCGCAAAUCGAAACCUUCGCGCAAACGGAAGGGACCAACGAAGGUGGAAAAGCAGAUGGAUACAGUGUUGACCCACUUCCGGAUGCGGGUGCUCGAUCUGAUCGAUGCGUACCUUAAGCAGGAACCGGACAUGCUGCUGUGUCUUGAGCUGAUGCUGUACAUCUUCGAGAUGUUGCCGGUUGGGUUGCGCGAGGAGUCCAAGUAUGGAGCGAUUCUGAAGCGAUACAUACACAUUUUUAAUACGUUGAUUCGCAUAAAGAAGUUUAAGCGAGAUGCGGCCGGAGUGCGGAUGGAACAGCUCGAUCAGAUAUUGCGCGAUUUGAUCGAAAAGGUGGCGAAGGGUGUUGCCUUUCCGGAGCGUAACGAGUACCUGUUGAAGGCUUGCCAGUUUAUCGUCAUCUGUAGUCAGGUGCUGGCCAAGCAGGAAGCGGGAAGGGAAUCGAAUGCGGUAGAUAGAACGUUCGGUGAGCUGCUGACGGAGUUUAUUAGCAAUCGAAAUCCAUCGCUUGCGUUUGGUGUGUUUCAAAACUUGUUCCGGAUGCAGUGGAGUGGCGUGUGGCAUUUGGUAGAUAAGUUAGUGAGCGGUGGAUUAAAGCUAAGCUCGGUACGAUCAAUUCGUAGAAUACAGACACUUCAGUUGCUGAGGGAAUUGCUUCGAAAUCGGCGCUUGAUAAAUGCUGAUCAGCCACGAUCGGGGACUGCAUUGCGUAAUAUCUGCAACGAAGCACUCGCUCCAUACGUAACGGAACUGGAGGCAGCAGUCAGUGCAGGGGAUCGUUCAAUUGGACAGAACGAACUGUACGAGCUGUUGAUGGUACUUCACGAGGUAAAAAAUCAUUCACCAAUGGUCAGCAAUGCUGGUGAUAAGAAGAAAGUGGACAAAAAGUCAGAGCUGCUCAAAUGGGACACGAUCGGAGCACAGGUACAAUCGAUGCGUCUGUUCGCCCUUAACUCGCAAACGAUGUCCACGUAUAGGCGAUUUUGUCAGCGAUUAAAUCUGUCGCCAGUUAGCAAUGAAGGACUGCCUGCUUUGAAGGAAGCUGGAAGUAAUGGUGUUACUGUGGAAAUGUCUAGCGAAGAAAAACCUGCUGUUAACGGUGUUACCCCCAAGAAGGGUAAUGCCAAAAAGCGGAAAUCAGAGACAAAGAAGGAAGCGAAUGAGGAAGAGGACCCACUCAUGAACGGCAGUGUGGAUGAGGAAGAAAAUGACCAACCAUCGGAAACUGCCAAUCAAUCUGACAAGCGGAAGCGAAAGAAGGGCAAGAAGGUACCUUCAUCAGUGGUGAACGACACAAACGGUGUGGAACCAACGGUGCUCAACGGUGACCACCAGUCAGAGGACGCUAAACCUAAGCGAAAGCGAAAGAACCAACUGAACGGUGGUGAUGAUGGAGACAUAACCGAAAGUUCUACGAAAAAGGAAAAACGACGACGAAAGGAAGCCCGAUUGCAGGCUGCAUCGCAAGGGAUGGAAGGAAUUUCGUUUGCUAGGGUGGUACAACUUGAGUAA
Molecule: messenger RNA, 4107 nt
Organism: Anopheles maculipalpis
Lineage: Eukaryota; Metazoa; Arthropoda; Insecta; Diptera; Culicidae
Gene: Mybbp1A
Product: myb-binding protein 1A
Exons: 2
Coding region: 28-4107 (1359 amino acids)
Biological process (GO): regulation of DNA-templated transcription
Cellular component (GO): nucleolus
Molecular function (GO): RNA binding; transcription corepressor activity; transcription factor binding
Source: RefSeq, a predicted model, not a curated record